Aspergillus saccharolyticus JOP 1030-1 is the source of this 1270-nucleotide messenger RNA. RefSeq lists its product as uncharacterized. Lineage: Eukaryota; Fungi; Ascomycota; Eurotiomycetes; Eurotiales; Aspergillaceae. The record is from RefSeq and is a predicted model, not a curated record. Bases 137 to 913 code for a protein of 258 amino acids. The transcript is spliced from 3 exons.
CGCGUCGGCUCUGCAAGUGAUUCCUCCUUUCAACCUACAACCACCAUCCAUAUCUUAUAUAACUCAACAGAAAAUAUCAGAUUAAGCAGUCGGUCGCAUAGAUACUAAAAUUCCCUGCCAAAGUCUAUACAACAUAAUGAAUUACGAACCAGCAGAUCUAACGUCGGUGCUGCGAACGCUCUCUGCGCUAUCCAAUCAACAACCCCCAGCUUUCUCUGCCCAAACACAAAACCCCGCAGACUCCGAAGAUAACGAUUUAUACGAACCAUCGGACCAUAUUCCCUCGGUCCCUGUGACUUGCCAGCAACCGUCGCAGCAGCAGACGCGCAUACUACCCCCAACGCCUACUAACGCCCACCCUCCCCGAGUCCAGACAAUUCAAAAUGGCACAGCAAUUGACCCUGCAUCCAUUACCACAUGGAACACCGCUCUUCGCCACGUCAUGCGUACAGUUGCCCAGAAUGAAAACCUCCAAAGCCGGAUCCGAUGGUUGAUCCGCCGCCAGCACGACCACGAAAAGCAGUGGUGGCAGGGUCGGGAAGCUCUUGUAAAGAAACAACGAGCGCGAAUAGAGAAAAAAAAAGAACUCGAUGCUGUGCUACGCUCGGUUGGUGCACCAGUUGAUGAUAAGAAACCAAUCUCGACGGCCGAGGAAGAUCAGGCCGAAUUGCUUAACUACGAUGUGAAGGUCUACAAAGCUUCGAGACAAAUGGCCGGUGCGAUAAUCUCGGAGCUGCGGGGCUUAGGAAUCCCCUUUUUCAGUAUCAGAGAUAGUUUAAUACUCGCCACUGAUGCUAAAUCCGGCAUAGUGAAUCCCUUUAGGCAGAAAGAGACGCUCAUUACCAAGCAAGAUCUGGUUAAAUUGCAACGGCGCAUGCUGGAGCUGUUGCUGGAUCUUUGUGGGGAGCAGUAAGCUGUUAAUUUCUCAGAGAUGCCCGCUGGAAACAUCGGACACCUUGUGAUAGAUGCGUGCUUUAUUGCCAAUCAUAUGGUUCACUGUGGCCACUUCUCGUAUGAGAACCUGGAUUCUGAACGCAAAAACACUUAGUCGGCAAUGUUUUAAUCGGGCAAGCCAAGUGCUUGAAAAUAUCCGAGGGCAGAGGUCAGACGGUUUUUGUACCGCUGAUUAUGAUUAUGUACACAAAAUGUAUGGAUGGAAGCCUCAAUUGUCUAUCCGUUUCGCCACUUGGUAUUCAAAUGCUGCGCAUGAUCAUUAAACCCGUAUAUGCAAUGGAAAGGAAUCCCAGAUACAGAUACAACCCAGAUGACG